GGGGAAAUGAUCCUUGCGCUUAAGGGUUAAGAGGAUCGUUUCCAAGGCUGAGACACAGCUUGAGGUUUUAUAAGCGGCAUAUCUUCAUGAGCGGCGCAGCAGCAACAGCGGAAGCACAUGAAAUGAGAUCUCUGGGAUAACCAUGCGGCCGCAACUAGAGUAACGACGCGGCGCGGUGAGCAGAUGUGCCUCUUACGAACUGCUACAGAAGCUUCAUGAAUCACACAGCAAUUGGCCUUUAAAUCGUAUGGCUUAACUUUUGAUAGCAACCCUUCUACAAGAGUGGAGUGCUUAAUGAAAGUACGCCAAUAAACGUAGUUCCUGCGACGUCUUCCCAGCGAACAUGGGGGCGUUGGAGAUAUUAGAUUACAACAACACUUUAGGAAAGAGAGACAGGGACUAUGAAGUGAAGGAAGCGGCAUGCAUGGGAAUACAAAACGCUAGGCAGCUGCUCCAGUCCCUGACGCAGGUGCGAUCUCCAGUGGUGGACGAAGAAUGCGAUGUCAUGGCUGGCGCUGCCAUAUCCAAGUUUCAGAAGGUGGUGUCACUACUGAGUCGCACUGGUCAUGCACGGUUUCGUAGGAGAACGCGCAACGCUGCUGUUGCCGGUUACGCAGGCGUCUUCUUAGAGAGCUCCAACUUCUUCAGAGAAAAUUCCCAGGAGACGUCGAGGGACAGAAUCGUCUCGUCGGGCCAUGCUAGCCCAUCUCAGUUCACGCCGACGUCCUCGUCCAAGCCUCCUCAGUCACCUGAAUUGCAGGCGAUCAAAUAUAAGGUGUUUCCUCAAAGCUCUCGUUCCGCUGAUGCGACGCCUGCCUCCAGUGACCCUGCUUCAGGAGUCCAUCAUCCAAAGCCACUUCAGAUCCUUCACAGCUCCAUGAUGCAGCAAAGCAUUCCAGAACAUAUACUGCGUCCAGUGGCUAGUGCUGCGUAUCGGCCAACUGCCCUUCCCCCGAAUCCGUUCAACAAACAGGAGGUGGGCAGCAAGGAGGGGGUGAGCGGCCACAGUCCGGACAGUUCGUUGAGCUCAGGACCUCCGCAAUCAACUACAACGGCGUCGUUCCCAACCAUGAGUGUGCAGGAUGCGAGGAUAACGAGCCUGCAGAAUAUGAAAACAGCCGAGCAACCUUCGGCGUUGCCCCCUCGCCCGCAGCCACCAACUCCCAAGAAAAAGUGCUCCGGGAAAUCCGAUGAGAACGGUGCAACUUGCGCAAUCCUUGGCCGCUGCCAUUGUUCAAAACGCAGGAAAUUGCGGUUGAAGAGGACAAUCACGGUUCGAGCAAUCAGCAGCAAGUUGGCUGAUAUACCUUCGGAUGAGUAUUCAUGGCGUAAGUAUGGCCAGAAGCCUAUCAAAGGAUCACCACAUCCGAGAGGAUACUACAAGUGCAGCAGCAUACGAGGCUGUCCAGCGAGAAAACACGUAGAGCGGUCAAUGGAAGACUCAUCUAUGUUGAUUGUGACAUACGAAGGCGAUCAUAACCAUCCGCAAUCGUCAUCUGCUAAUGGCGGAUUAACAGUGCAGUCGCAAUAGACAACACGCACGUACAUUGCCUUCGCAUUAUCGCCUAGUAAUGAGGAAAGCACAAACUCCUCUCAAUGGCUUACGCGUGAGGAUGUCUGCAAGCAUUUCAAGUUUUUGCCCAGUUUGUGCUCCAUGUUUUUUUGUUAGGACAUUACCUAUGGCACAAUGCCCACCGUCCGACGAAGCCCGUGACUUAUGUUCUGUAGCAAUGUUCUCAUGCGUGAUUGGCUAGAGAAGUGUGCUCGACGAGUCAGGAACAUUAACCUCCUAGGUGUGCCCCCAAAGUUGGAAGCGUUCUGCUUAUCAGGGAUCAAGAGGUACGCACAGACGAAGAUAUCUACAGGUGAUGCCUUUUAAUUCUUCGGUGCUCAAUGGCUCCACCUCUGGAGCGGAGAGAGAGAAGAAUGAAUAUGAAUGCAAGUAUCCUUCGCGAUGCGCACUCAACUAUCGGAUAAGCAAUGCAAUCCACAAUGGCUUCCCAUGGAAUCAGGAGAUUGUGAUAUUUACCAAAGCCCUAAAUUGUUACUACCAAGUAUUGUCCCUCCUGGAUGCCAUUAGUUCCUUCCAAUGUAUGCCUGAGCAGCCCUGUAAUUUGGGAUGAAAAUCCUAAAGUCAGUAAUUGCCGGGUUGGCAUUCUGCAGUUUUCGGGAUUGUGCUGCACACGUCCCUGAAGGUCCCCUUGCAUGUGCCUAAUAAUCGUCAAAGCAGCAAAUAGCACCCUUGUGCUAGAGACGCAAGAGUAAUGAUUCUUAGUGAUAACAAACCAUCAAAUGCGGAUGGUCAUGCUUCAUAUUCGAAUAUGAAGUGGGAGGCAAAAAUAGACUCCAGCUUUAUCCAUCGCAUCUGCUGCGGCGCUCACAGUUCUCUCGUUUGUUGAAAAUCUCUUCUGAGUGAGGCCCUUGGAGCAGUGACCACUAGUCUUCUCCGAGAUUCAUGCCUAAACUGGAUACCAAUCCUCAAUCCAGACAGCAGAGAUUAGAGAAUGUUAUCAGGUUUACGGGUCAGAACCUCCCUUCAAGACUUUUAGAAGUAAUCAGUUCGCCUCUCACGCACCUUGAAGUCUGUAGGGUAUCGCUCAGCUAAGCGCGCACAUGCAAAGAGUCUGCGAUUCUCGCGUCGAAACCUAUUCACAUGUCUACUGAUGCCUUCACCCAUCUAAUUCACAGCAUUCAUCUCUUUCUUGCGGA
Molecule: messenger RNA, 2709 nt
Organism: Physcomitrium patens
Lineage: Eukaryota; Viridiplantae; Streptophyta; Bryopsida; Funariales; Funariaceae
Product: putative WRKY transcription factor 11
Biological process (GO): regulation of DNA-templated transcription
Molecular function (GO): DNA-binding transcription factor activity; sequence-specific DNA binding
Source: RefSeq, a predicted model, not a curated record